Molecule: messenger RNA, 612 nt
Organism: Saccharomyces kudriavzevii IFO 1802
Lineage: Eukaryota; Fungi; Ascomycota; Saccharomycetes; Saccharomycetales; Saccharomycetaceae
Gene: DPB4
Product: DNA polymerase epsilon noncatalytic subunit
Exons: 1
Coding region: 1-612 (203 amino acids)
Biological process (GO): heterochromatin formation; DNA damage response; leading strand elongation
Cellular component (GO): CHRAC; epsilon DNA polymerase complex
Molecular function (GO): protein heterodimerization activity; chromatin DNA binding
Source: RefSeq, a predicted model, not a curated record
AUGCCACCAAAAGGUUGGAGAAAGGAUGCGCAAGGGAAUUACCCCACCACGUCCUACAUUAAAGAGCAAGAAAACAUAACAAUCCAGGACUUGUUAUUUCCCAGAAGCGCCAUUGUGAAUUUGGCCCGUCAGGUACCACAACAAAGUGGCAAGAAGCUACUGAUAAACAAAGACGCGUCAUUGGCAUUGCAGCGCGGUGCUACAGUGUUUGUCAACCACUUACUACUGUUUGCAAGAGAAAUUGCCAAGAGCCAAGACAAGAAAAGUUGCAGCGUUGACGAUGUUAUGGGUGCUUUGGACCAUAUAGGGCAAUCAGCUUUGAAGGGUGUUGUUAGAGAUAAACUAGAGGAAUACCAAGCUGCCGUUGAAUUGAGAAAAAGGGAAAAACUAAAUAGCGGCGAAGUGGAUACUGACGGUGAUAUAGAUAUGGGUGGGGAUACAAACAUCACAACUGUAGAACAUGUCAAGGAGCCUGAAAUAGAAGAACAGAGUGAGGAACCGCAGGGUCAAGAAGAGGCCUCCGAAAAGAAACAGAAAAUAGAAGUACAGGACGCAGAUGCCACAGUACGAGACCCCGAGCAGACACCGCCUACCACCGGAACUGUCCUGUAG